CUCACUGCUAAAUUAUAUGCUGCGAGGUAUAGACUGAAAUCUCGGGCCAAGGUGUACAGGAUAGCUUCACGUGAUCUCAGCCGUUCACUGAGGGAGCAUAGUAACAACUCUGCACCUGAAUAUUCGGAUCUGUUGAGGAUGGGAUUAGUUGAUGCUAUUGAAGGUGUUCAAUUCUCUCAUAUGUCUUUGAUUCCUUCAUGUGAUUACACUCCAUUUCCAAGGAACUGGGUACCAGAUCAUGAGCAAGUGUUGCACGAGUACAUCAGAUUACAAGACCCAAAAUUCUUUUGUGAAUUGCACAGGUCAGUUAAAAGAAAAGGUUUGAGUUUGCCUCAAGACGAGGUAUCUGGGAUUGUCUGGGACUACAAGACUCUUGGAGUGCGGAGUUAUCAGUCUAUUGGUGAUAAUGAGACGAAAAAAGCUGCUGAUAAUGUGAUAUUACCGCCUUGA
Messenger RNA from Ilex paraguariensis (yerba mate), 450 nucleotides. Lineage: Eukaryota; Viridiplantae; Streptophyta; Magnoliopsida; Aquifoliales; Aquifoliaceae. The record is from the annotation of a GenBank genome assembly.